AUGAUCAAGGCGGACGGUGGUUGGAAGGCGUUUUGGCGCGGCAACACGAUCAACUGCUUCAAGGCAGGGCCCGAGUUUGCCAUUGUCUUUUCGAUUCGCCGCUACCUGUCGUCGCUGUAUGAGGAUGGCGUCGAGCGGGAAAAGGCGCGCAAGAAGAUCUUGCUAGCGCGGUGGAAAGCAAUGGAUGAGCGCAGCGCCUCCAUCAACUGCCGCGGGCAGGAAACGCGUGAGCUCAUGAAGAGGGACACAGAAGAGCCGAGAGCUCGCACUGGGGAAACGGGGUUUCAGAGCAUCAUCGAUGGCACACAUAGCACCUGUCGCGCCGGCCAUUCAGCAGUUGUUUUACCUGUAUCCCCAGCGACAUCCGUCACUCAGACGCUGACAAGCAACGAGGUCCGGCAGCGGGAGCGCGCCAUCUCGGUGGAGGCGUCUAUCCUUACCCCUCCUUUUCACAGACUGGGAUGCAUCUCUACACUGCCACAACUCGCUGUGAACUGCACGAUCGGUGCGCUCGCCGGUCUUGGCGCGCAAGGCAUUCUAUACCCGCUCGAGGUGGUCAAGACGCGUGUUGUGGUGUCGCGGAGCAACGAGUACAAGGGUGGUGUGGCCGAGAUUGUGCGCGUUGCCUACCGCAAGGGUGGUGUAAUGGAGUUCUACCGUGGUUUCGUGCCGAACAUGGUCGGCAUCGUUGUCUACCGAGGCCUGGAAAUGGGCCUCUACUCCAGCGCGCAGCAGUCCAUCAUGAUAUAUCGAAUGCAGGUGAAGAAGAUGAAACGGCACGAGGCGAGCUUGAAUGCGGCCGAAGUCGGCGUGGUUGGGAUGUUCUCCUCCACGGUGGCGCAGACUGUUUCGUACCCAUUGAAUGUGAUACGGACGCGACUGCAGACACAGGGCACCAACGGCCGAGCGAAGAAGUACAGUGGAAUGGUAGACUGUAUGGUAAAGAUGAUUCGCAACAAAGGUGUCACAUCGUUAUUUAGCGGACUGACCGCGAAUUACCUCAAGGCAGUGCCGGCGAGCGCCUGCACAUUUGUCGUCUUCGAAUGGGCGCAGCGGCUGCUCGUCGAUGAUGAUUGA
Leishmania mexicana MHOM/GT/2001/U1103 is the source of this 1077-nucleotide messenger RNA. Its product is annotated as mitochondrial carrier protein-like protein. The transcript has a single exon. Lineage: Eukaryota; Euglenozoa; Kinetoplastea; Trypanosomatida; Trypanosomatidae. Bases 1 to 1077 code for a protein of 358 amino acids. The record is from RefSeq and is a predicted model, not a curated record. Gene Ontology annotation, molecular function: ATP transmembrane transporter activity.